Molecule: messenger RNA, 2318 nt
Organism: Linum tenue
Lineage: Eukaryota; Viridiplantae; Streptophyta; Magnoliopsida; Malpighiales; Linaceae
Source: the annotation of a GenBank genome assembly
UUUCAUAUUUUGUUUUCCAGGAAAUGGCAGUUUCGUUUUCAUUUCAAUUUUGUUUUCUGUUGUGACAGCUAACAGAAAUCCGAAUGGCAACUAAACGGCCCAUACGGCUCUCUCAAACUUACGAAAGCCGUAGUUCCUUUCACUCGCCAAUCCGAGAUCAUGUACAGGUCUGCUGUUGCCGCCAGGCUGCUGAGAGAUACAGCCGCCGCACAGAAAGGUUCGGGUUGGCUAAGUUCGCUCAAUCAUUCCAGGCGGUUUGCUCACUCUUUGCCCUUCGCAACCGUAGAUGCUGAAGAGUUAUUGGGUGCUCGACCAGCUGAAGUACAAAACCUGGUACAGGGGAAAUGGGGAGGAUCUUCUAGGUGGAACACAAUUGUGGAUCCUUUAAACGGGGAACCAUUUAUUAGAGUUGCUGAAGUAGAUGAGAAAGGCAUCAAGCCAUUUGUGGAGAGCUUGUCCAAUUGUCCUAAACAUGGGCUGCACAAUCCAUUUAAGUUGCCUGAGAGGUAUCUUCUGUAUGGGAACAUAUCCUCGAAGGCGGGGCACAUGCUUUCAUUACCAAAGGUUUCUGAUUUCUUCGCAAGGUUAAUACAAAGAGUUUCCCCAAAAAGUUAUCAGCAAGCGCUUGGUGAAGUUCAAGUCACACAAAAGUUUCUUGAGAAUUUCUCCGGUGAUCAGGUUCGAUUCUUGGCAAGGUCGUUUGGGGUGCCUGGAAAUCAUCUUGGACAGCUAAGUACUGGCUUCCGAUGGCCUUAUGGCCCAGUUGCCAUUAUUACUCCUUUUAAUUUCCCACUCGAGAUUCCGGUUCUUCAGUUGAUGGGUGCACUAUAUAUGGGCAACAAACCCCUGCUUAAGGUUGAUAGCAAACUAAACAAGCAAGUUGGCAUAUACUGAAUACAACAGAGAGAAGGCAGAAAUCUGCAAUUCACAGCUUGCUUAUGGUGCUGAGGAUGCACAAUGAACAUAAAUAGGAGCAAGCUGGCAUAUAGUCUUCUAGGUAUCCAUUGUUAUGGAACAAAUGAUGAGACUACUUCACUAUUGUGGGUUGCCUGAGGAAGAUGUUGAUUUUGUUAAUUCGGAUGGGAAGACUAUGAACAAGAUACUAAUGGAGGCAAAUCCACGGAUGACACUGUUUACUGGUAGCUCGAGAAUUGCAGAGAAGUUGGCUGUUGAUUUAAAUGGUCGUGUCAAGUUGGAAGAUGCUGGAUUUGAUUGGAAAAUUUUGGGACCUGAUGUUGGUGAGGCUGACUAUGUUGCUUGGGUCUGUGACCAAGAUGCCUAUGCAUGUAGUGGUCAGAAGUGCUCUGCCCAAUCCAUUCUGUUCAUGCAUGAGAACUGGGCUGCUACUCCACUUCUUUCAAAAUUGAAGGAGCUUGCAGAACGGAGAAAAUUGGAAGAUUUAACUGUUGGCCCUGUUCUGACUGUUACUACUGAGGCAAUGCUGGAUCAUGUGAACAAACUGCUUAAGAUACCCGGGGCAAAGCUGCUCUUUGGUGGGAAGCCACUGGAGAAUCAUUCCAUUCCAUCCAUCUAUGGUGCCGUAAAACCAACAGCCGUGUAUGUCCCUCUGGAUGAAAUUCUGAAACACGGCAACUAUGAACUUGUGACCAAAGAAAUAUUUGGACCAUUCCAGGUGGUAACGGAGUACAAGAAAAGUCAACUCUCCAUGGUUUUGGAGGCUUUGGAGAGGAUGCAUGCACAUUUGACAGCUGCUGUAGUUUCAAACGAUCCCCUGUUUCUGCAGGAAGUUAUUGGUCAGUCUGUUAAUGGCACUACUUAUGCUGGGCUGCGAGCAAGAACAACAGGAGCUCCCCAGAACCACUGGUUUGGACCGGCUGGGGACCCGAGAGGUGCAGGAAUUGGAACUCCAGAAGCCAUUAAACUGGUUUGGUCUUGCCACCGCGAGAUCAUAUACGAUAUCGGUCCGGUGCUGCAGCUAUGGGAAAUUCCUCCGUCUACUUGAGCGAACCCUUCCAUUAUUGUCUCCCGCUCUGUUUUAAACCAUUGUAUGGAGCAGACUGAUGUAUGAGAAGUAGCCAACCGUUUCUUGACUACGUAGCCAAUUGCCUUGCCAAUAAAAUGAGCGGAAGCAUGUUCUGUGUUGAUUGUUCAGAGUAUGAACCAUUUCUUCAGACGAGUAUGACAAGAAAUAGAGGAAAAUGAGGAUAAGAACCAAAAAACGACAUAGAAAAUUGAGGCAAAAUAGGUUCGAAGUUUAAUCAAACGUGCAAUUUGCGCAAUCCAAUUUUGAUGAGGUCCACUUUUCCGUCGUUCUAAGAGGAUUUAUAAUAUCAAACUUAAAGCGAACUACAUCUGCU